This is a messenger RNA of Ruditapes philippinarum (Manila clam), 1365 nucleotides long. RefSeq names its product neurogenic locus notch homolog protein 1-like. The coding region runs from base 230 to 1177 and encodes 315 amino acids. The transcript has 8 exons. Gene Ontology annotation, biological process: heterophilic cell-cell adhesion; establishment or maintenance of epithelial cell apical/basal polarity. Gene Ontology annotation, molecular function: calcium ion binding. The record is from RefSeq and is a predicted model, not a curated record. Lineage: Eukaryota; Metazoa; Mollusca; Bivalvia; Venerida; Veneridae. Gene Ontology annotation, cellular component: plasma membrane; protein-containing complex.
GAAUGUAUGCAAACAUCUAUUUAAAUUAAGUCACAUUUUAUAAGGUAAUUGGAUGGGUUGAUACUUCAAGUAACAUGUGGAUGGUUUUCAAAACAAGAUGUUUUUAGAUUUUAUGAAACACGUGUUUGGUUAUGAAAACGUAUAUAAUUAUAGGCUUCAGAAACGCAAUCUCUAUCAGUUUAGCUCUGCGUGAAGUUUGUGACAGUGGAGCCUGGAUAAUAAGUUCAGAAUGUUGUUAAUAUAUAUCUCUUCCAUGAUGGCCAUUUUCCACUUAGGGAUACAUAUGGUGGAUUGUUCAAGGGUGUUGUGUAACGGCGAUAAUCAUAAUUGUCGCUAUGGGGAAAUAUGUGCAACGUCAGUGAACUGUGUAAAUGACGUAAAUUGUGUUGACCACUGCUUGCCUUGUACAUGCGAAAAUGGCGGCACAUGCGUUUAUAAUAUUACAAGUCCAAACAAAGCAGAAAAUAGACUAGACCAAACUAUACGAUCUUGCGUAUGUCCCAGUGGUUUUACUGGAAACAAUUGCGAAACGGCAAUAGACGAGUGCGCCUCCAGUCCAUGCCUGCACGGGACAUGUGUAGAUUUACAUGACGCGUUCUUGUGUAUCUGCAACCCUGGAUGGGAGGGGACCCAGUGUGACCAGGACAUUGAUGACUGUUUAUCUAACCCAUGCGGAGAAAAUGGAAACUGCACUGACCUGGAAAAUGGGUAUGAGUGUGAAUGCCCCUUUGCAUAUACCGGCAACUGCGACUGUAUUGACCCCCUGAUGGCGAACCUGGUUUACGGUUACAAGGACGUAUACGACUCGAGUGCAGCUUGGGGCGGACAAGCAGAGUUUGCUGUCAACCAGGAUUUUAGACCAAUUCACGCCGAUCUAUACUGUCAGUGCAGUGCCGACUGGGACUUGACCCCAUCCUGGACCAUUAAGUUGAUCCAGCCAUUCCCAAUAAGGAGAAUUGUUAUAACAAACAGAGCGAAUGGUUAUGAGGGGAGACUACGAGACCUGACGAUUACGGUAGGAACUGAUAUCUGCGCUACAUAUGUUGGUCCCGCUACAGGAAUAACGACUCUCACAAUCGACUGUGACACAGAUGAUUUGGUUGGAGAUGAAGUCACCAUUACAAAGAAUGGACAAACCCUCACUUUGUGCGAAGUCGAAAUUUAUUCAUUUAGAUAAACUGGCAGAUGGCUUCAAAGAUGUUUCUAACAAUUCUUAAGCAACAAGACUUUUACAACAACCAGCAAAACAACCUUUGAAUGUUUCAUGAUAUUUAUUUCUAAUCCAUUCUGAACGUCAGUUCUGAUUUGUUUAACACUUAAGGUGUUUUCAAAAUAGAUGAGAUACAAAUAAAGAAUUUAAGUAAA